Molecule: messenger RNA, 1369 nt
Organism: Bombyx mandarina (wild silkworm)
Lineage: Eukaryota; Metazoa; Arthropoda; Insecta; Lepidoptera; Bombycidae
Cellular component (GO): nucleus
Source: RefSeq, a predicted model, not a curated record
AACAAUUGUCAAAAAUUCAUGGUUUAUUGCUGUUUUCCUACGAUUUUCGUAAAAAUAACAUUAAAUUACUUAUUGAUUCUCACUUCACCAAUUAGUAAAUGAAAAGGAAUAUAAAAGGUCCAUGCCUAUACGAAAUUCUUUAGGUCCCAUUUUUGUGUAGAAAAAGACAAAUAUGGCAUUAGUAGCGUAUGAAAAUAGCGAUUCGAGUGAUUUUGAAGAUUGUGAUACAGAAUGUCCUGCUGCUGUAAUAUCUACUGAGAAAUACGCUGCAUCUACUUCGACUUUGGUGCACGACACAACAGAGCCUUGCCAAAAUUUAUUCAAUCUUUUACCCGAGCCAUCCCACAAGAAACCAUUGGUUGUAGAGGAAGAUGAUGAGUUCUUACACAAAAAAGAAAAACACAUUGUAAAACCAAAGGCUAAGAUAUCUGUACCUUCAUUACAAGAUUUUAAAGACAUGGAAGACAGUUUACCAAAUAACAAAAAUAAAAUUCACAGUGGUGGAAAAAAAUCUGGUCUCCUCAGCAUACUUCCCCAGCCCAAGAAUGGAGUGACAUUAACAAAUAAAUCAUUUAUCCCCAAUAUACUUGUAAAAAAUCCAACCACAACUAGCAUUAAGAAAAAGCAGCAAACUCAAUCAUCACCAAAAAAAGUUAAAAAAGAAACUCAGUCAAUAAUAAAUGAUUAUUCAGAUGAAAGUGACAGUGAGGAAUUAGGAAAUGAUUUCUUUUCAAUAAAUAAACCUGUACUCAUUGCUCCUGAAGUAUUGUCUGUAGAUAGUGAAUUGGUACAAAAUACAAACACAAGUAAGGGACUAUCAAGUUUCGACUCUCACAUUAAUAACAAUAUGAAUGGGUAUGAAACUGGAGAGACUGAUCUAAAUGUCGUUGCAAGUACAGAGACGCCCGUUGAUAAUUCCCAUGACUUAGAAAUACCUGUUGAGAAUCACAAUGACUUUCAACAACCUUCUAAUAGUAAUGAGGAUAUAUUGGAUGAUGAAGCUAUACUGAAAUUAGUCGGAGCUCGUGGCAAGAGAAAACGUGAAGAAAUCCAAAUAGUUGAUGUCAAUCAGAAAGAGGUACUUGGUGACUCACGAGAAUGGUUGCUGAAGAGUCUAAUGGACGACACUACCCGGCGAGUAUCUUCUAGCAAGAAAAGGGGAAAUGAACCUACUAAUCAACAAAAAAGGAAACAUCAGAUCACAUACUUGGCCCAUCAGGCAAAAGCAAAUGAAGCAGAGCUACAGAACCAAUGGGCUAACAACAGAAUGUCAAGAAGACAAACGCAAUCCAAAUAUGGAUUCUAGAAAAAAAAAACAAAUAUAACUAUUAUGAACAGUUGGAACAUAAAAAUAAUAAAAUAUUUUGUA